GGAUUUUACAUCAUCCUUCUGUGUGACUUUGGAUGACAUGUCCUCCGUUUUUGGCACCACCUCUGCUACUCUCCGCCUCCCAUCUUUGUCAACCUCAAUGAUUGCAUGGGACCCAACUCCACACACCAGAACAUGUCCUGAGUCAGUCACACGGAGGCCAGGUGGGUAACCUUUCCAGUUCAGUGCAGGGUCAGUUAGAGUGGAGAUCACUUUGCCAUCCCUGGACAGGGUGACCAGCUGAUUGCUACGGAUGUUGGCCAAAUAUAUCCUGUCUCCAUCAUUAUUCACUGCACAGGAAGCAACUGUGGAAUGGAAGACAGUGAAAAAGAGGUGACUGCCUUUAUGGGCAAUACACAAACAUGGAUGUUCGAGCUUUUGUAUCCUGUCCUUAAUCAACUGACCAUCGGUCACUCUGAUGAAAUGGACCUCACAGUUAUCCACAGCAACAGCCACCAGAUUGGAGUCAAUGCUGCACAUAGACAAUGGUAUACCAGGUGCUGAUAAGAUGUACAAAAAGGGCAGUAUCAAAAGGCAUAUUGUUGUUGUACUGGUUUGAAGAGGUACUCACAGCAACAAAUUCACACUAGAUAAACUCACUAAAAUGGGCACCCUAAGAGGAAUGCUGACGAUCAUCAGUAAUGCAACUAUGAGGAACAACAAAGGGACACAACUCAUCCUAGCAUGCUGUUGUAUCCAUUCCUCAACUUGGCAUCACUCCAUUUUUAAGAAAAAUCUUCAGGUUAAAACAGACACUUCAGAGAUUCCUGAAAUUGGCACACCAGUUGAGUCGUGGUAUUUUGAUGUUUCUCGGUCAGGGCGAAUUAAAAUCGAAUCAAAAAUGGAUGUGCAUGUAGAGCCAAUAAAUUCACUGAAAUUUCCAGAGAUGAACAAGUUGUUUAUCAAUAUAAUGUACAUGGGACAGAAGAAGCUGAGCAGUUAUGAUAUUAAAGAGUUAUCGAAGCAGUAUGUGGUUGAUGUUGAUCUUGAGGACUUGAAUGCAGGGAUGCAUCUUAAAAUCGAGCAGAACACAAAAGCUGUACUGGAGACUCUGUGUCAUAUUAAACUGCCGCUCCAAUAUGACGUGGAGGUGGCAUGCUUUGAUCAGGCCUGUGUGUCAGUUGAACAGACAGAAGGAGCAAAGGUCAGUGUUCGGACCCAUGCUGGAGGCUGCACGCUAAAGAAUGUUAAGACGAUGACCACAGACGUGUUGACACAGGGAGGUAACAUCUCUAUCAAGAAACUUUUACAGGGAAGCGUCGACCUUACAGCCAGUAUGGAUGGGACAAUUUCUGCGGAUAGGUUGCAAGGGCCCGUGGUGCAUUGCCAAACCAACAAAGGCAGCAUAUCCGCAAAGGCCAUAUAUGCAGAAAAAGUGGCGCUGACUGCGCGCUCCUGUAAUAUCUCCAUAGAUAGCUGUCAUGGGCACUCUCUUGUGGACAUCAAACAAGGGCAUCUGACUAUUGGAACAGUCGCUGGCAGUCUCCAUGCAAAUAUUGGGUCAGGGAACACACAUAUAGGAAUGGCAGAGCCAACACAGGCACAGAUAAGUACUAACUCAGGUGACAUAGAGAUUAAGUUGUGGCAGAACGAGUCAGGAUCUGUGCGACUACAGGCUGAUCAAGUAGAUGUAGGGGACGUAACUCUGCUGCAUCGUUCCUCAGAGAAGAGAGGUGACCAGGAGCUGCUCACAGGAGAGCUUGGCAAGAAUACAGCACAAGGUGAACCAGUCAUCAUUGCAAAGACUGGGAAAGGGAAGAUCAAGCUGGGAUAUUACAACUGGCUGACCUCUCUCAGUUUUUCAAAAGGAAGAUAAAUUGAUGUUCAAAUAGGUGCUGAUGUCCAUAGAAAUCAAGACUGCUGUUCACAAAGCUGAUUCUUACUUCAGUGGCACUGAAGUGAACAUUUCACAUACAAUUUGAAUUGGGAAAUCAAAUGUUUUUCACUUACGAAAUAAUGAAAUAUAUUUGCAAUGCUUCUUCCUUUUAAACAAUUUGAAUGCUCAUAACAUUUAGGUUUUGAUUUCCACAUGUUUAAUAUUCUAGAUUUAGUCUUAGAGUAAAAGUUGUUUACAGUUAUUAAGCCUUAUCAUGGUAGAACAUUGUUUAUCCAAUUUUCAUGAUCGAUGGGUAUUUAUUAAUUGUUCUUUUUACCGUGAAAUUUGAUUUUUAUGGAUGGUUCUGUGUGGCUUAAAACUCCAAGGUUAAGUCUGUAAAAAUUGUUUGACCUUUGCAUAUUUUUUUGUUGUUAGGAUAUUGUGACUAACUGUGUACAAAAUUACAAACCAGGUAGCAAUUGUGUGUGAACAAAAACAAUGGAUAUCCAAAGUUUAAUUUUUGCACUGGGCAUGUGCAUUUUCAUAUCUUGAAAUUAAGAAUAAAAUGUCAGUUUAUAAAAUUAUUGUCCAUGCCCAAAAUAGUGAAAUCGCCCUUUAAACACAUGUUGUGCCAUUUCUGACAGUUGAAAUUAAUAUUAUUUUGUUAACAGUGUCUCGCCUUGAAGUUGUAUGUCACAGCUUUAGUAGUAAGUAAAAAAUGUCUUGAAUUUUGUAUGUUUAAUGUUAAUAUUACAUGCUUAUGAAAGAUUAACAUGUUCUUGGUUGAAUACUCCUAUUUAAUUUAUUGUUUUCUAUGUGUUGAAUAAAUGAUAGGCUCCUCA
Molecule: messenger RNA, 2655 nt
Organism: Dreissena polymorpha
Lineage: Eukaryota; Metazoa; Mollusca; Bivalvia; Myida; Dreissenidae
Exons: 9
Coding region: 602-1813 (403 amino acids)
Source: RefSeq, a predicted model, not a curated record